Suillus fuscotomentosus is the source of this 484-nucleotide messenger RNA. RefSeq lists its product as uncharacterized. Bases 1 to 378 code for a protein of 125 amino acids. NCBI's taxonomy places the organism in Eukaryota, Fungi, Basidiomycota, Agaricomycetes, Boletales, Suillaceae. The transcript is spliced from 2 exons. The record is from RefSeq and is a predicted model, not a curated record.
AUGCGCAGCGGUUACAAAGUCUUCCUCGCUAUCACGCAGAUAUUUCUUUUACAGCCAAAUAAUCAGGGACCCGGCUCUCCGAUCUCGGUCUACAAUUUACCGGAUCAAUUUGACAGCGCUCUAACCUUAGUCUGGGCUGAUGGAGCCAAUGGUAAUGGAACACCCUCUGCGGAACGUGCUGAAUACUGCCAGAAUAGUGCGCGCCGCUGCUCAAAAGGAUCCGCUACGCCUCGCAGUCCUGAUCCGUUAUCCCGCCGGGCGUUGCGGAGGACUUUGACACCCGUUCGCCUUGACCGGACCAUCGUGUUCACCACUCAUUUCUUGGACGAAGCUGAUCUGUUGGCCGAUAACAUAGCCAUUUUGGCUGCGCCCGGCUAGCUGGUAGCCGAGGGCAAUCCCGUUGCUCUCAAGUCAAACCUUGGGCAGGGAUACAGCGUCCAAGUCGUGUUCAACUCCUUGAUUUGGCUGAGAAGGACCUUCCAAA